Molecule: messenger RNA, 1846 nt
Organism: Andrographis paniculata
Lineage: Eukaryota; Viridiplantae; Streptophyta; Magnoliopsida; Lamiales; Acanthaceae
Product: protein LAZ1 homolog 2-like
Exons: 9
Coding region: 416-1666 (416 amino acids)
Biological process (GO): transport
Molecular function (GO): transporter activity
Source: RefSeq, a predicted model, not a curated record
AGUACGGAAAAUGAGUGACGAAAUCAAAACGACGACGUGUCACCUCCGCGGCAAUGGCAACGUGCCAUUUCCCCAUCCAUGCCAAUCUGCAUGCUCUUCUCUCUGCUCUACUCUGCUGCACCUCCCCCACUUCAAUGCCCUUUCCCUUCCUUCCCCCUUCUGCAAAUUACCUCAUCAAAUCUCCACAACUUUUAGCUUCAUUUCUGCUCUUCAGACUCGCGUUUCCGUACAGGAAGAAGAACUCAACUGGCACCACUGGAGUGGAGCAAUACUAGUGAAAUUAAAUUUUUGAACAGGACGCGCUCGCAGCUCGCUCGAACUUCGUUUCGGUAUAUUUUCAAUUGGAUGAAGUUUUUUCGAGCAAAUUCUUCUGUAAAUCUCCAACGAAAAAGGCUCACGAGACGAUGCAUUUGAUAUGGCGUCGGCAUUUCCCUACUUGUUUCUGCACCAGAGCAUCUACGAAGAUCUUCAUUUGCCUGCCGUUAUUGUUGCAGCCUGCUUCGUUUUCGUAGCGUUAGUCCUUUCUCUCCUCCUAACUUCUCAACAUCUGAGAUCUUACACCAAACCUUCGGAACAAAAGUGGAUUGUUGCUGUAAUUUUUAUGGUUCCAGUCUACGCCACUGAAUCUAUAUUAUCCCUGUGGAAUGCAAAUCUAUCUACUGCUUGUGAUAUAUUGAGGAAUUGCUACGAAGCAUUUGCCUUGUAUGCAUUUGGGAGCUAUUUGAUUGCUUGCCUGGGUGGCGAAGCUGCAGUUGUCGACUUUCUUGAAGACAAGGCAAGGAAUGAAAUCAGCCAGCCAUUGCUAGAAGGGGAGAAGAAUCAUCAGAAGAAUCCUCAGUCGGAACACACAACAUUUUUCAACUUCAUCUUCAGACCAUGUCUGCUUGGAAAGGACUUGUUCACAAUAAUAAAAUUUGGUCUCGUGCAAUACAUGAUUUUGAAGACUCUCUGUGCAUUGUUGGCAUUCAUUCUCGAGCUAGGUGGAGUUUAUGGUGAUGGAGAAUUUAAGUGGUACUAUGGGUACCCUUAUAUAACUAUAGUUUUGAAUUUUAGCCAGAUGUGGGCACUGUAUUGCCUCGUUCAAUUUUACGGCGUAACUCAUCAAAGACUUGAACCAAUAAAGCCUCUAGCAAAGUUUAUUAGCUUCAAAGCUAUUGUAUUCGCGACAUGGUGGCAAGGCGUGGCCAUCGUCCUGUUUUGCACCUUUGGUGUUCUGCCAAAGGAUGGGAAAUUUCAAACUGGACUGCAGGAUCUUCUCAUCUGCAUUGAGAUGGCAAUUGCAGCAGUUGCUCACAUAUUUGUUUUCUCAGCAAGACCUUAUCAUUACGUCCCGGCACGGGUUACCACCGAAGAAACAACUGCUGUGCUUAUGACAGGAGAAGACAAUAAAAAGAAGCCGGCACUUCUUGAAAAGAAAGAAACUGAAGUCGAGGCACCCGGAACAAGUGUAAGAGAAAGUGUCCAUGACAUUGUUGUCGGCGGGGGUCAAAAGGUCGUGAAGGACGUCGUGUUGACAAUAAACCAGGCGAUUGAACCUGUCCAUGAGGGCAUGACUAAAAUCCAAGAAACAUUCCACCAUACAUCUGUGGCAAAUGAUGCAACAAAUGAGCCAGAAGUGACAAUCGAAGAGCACCAACAGAGCAUUGCUAGAGAACCCGAAGCAUAGCUCCAUUUUCAGGUAUGAAAGGUUUCGACUACGCCAUCGUACAAAUUUGUGCUUCAAGAAUCUAAACUACGUCUCUCAUCUUCAAGAAUAUGUAUUUUACAACCAUAACAUUGGUUCCAAAACUAUUCUACUCUCUGUAAGCUCUCUCUAAUCCUCUACUGUAUACAAUGCACAUUCACA